GGCAGAUUUGAGCCACGACAUUUAUUUUAUUUGCCAGCGACUGCUAGCUCUUGUGAAACCAGGAUUUUUAAAUGGCAAGGACUAAUGCUGCCGGGCAAAGACCGAAAGUUCAAAGGAGAAGACAUGUGGUGCAGCAUGCUUGCGGCACAAAUUGGAACAACAACCUAAGAGAAAUCGCAAGCUUACUUCCCAUUUCAGACACCAUGCAUGGAAGAGGACUCACGAAGAAAGAAACGCUGGUCCACAUGCUGUGGUACUUUGAGUUCCUCCAGACACACAUAGAGAAUCUACAGGCCCGCCUGCCCCCUGGGUGUCUACCGGUUAAUGAAACAGAAUCUGAAUCGGAGAGUGAAGACAGUAUCGUGUCUGAGCCAGAGUCUCCGCCAGCUCCUCUUCAGGCUAAACGCAAGCGCCAGCGGCAGUGUGCUCGCUCAAAGAGGGGCUCUGGAAUCCCCGCAGGGUUGCUGGUCAGCGUAAAGAGCGAGCUGGACAGCAGUGAGGUGAAGGUGGAGUUCCUGGCGGAGGAGGAAGAGCAGCGCGCCCCCAUUAGCGCCCCCAUGUGGCAGGCUGGGCACAACUGGACUGAGCCCGUGUCAGACGACUCCGACUCCGUGUCCACGAGCUCGCCAGACUCCGUGUACAGCCUCAGUCUGCUGCAGACGGGGGCCCUUGUGAACGGCGGGAACUGUUCUGCUUGUGAUGGACGAACUAGCAGUGAAGAUGGAAGUCCUGGCCAGCUUCAGUUCACUCCACCAGCAGGGUCAGCGCUGAUGUCCUUGAGAGAGCAUCUGUGCGGCGUGCUGGAGCGCGGCGAGGAGAGCAGCGCAGGCUCCACCCCUCUGAUGCCCAAGAUGGCGCCGUUCGGGACGACGGGCCUGACGCUGAACCUCAGCCCCUCCCUGCUGACCUCCCCCACGCGCGGCGUCCACCACGACCUCCUGCCCCAGGGACACGAGCACCUGCAGACUUUGUUUGAGGACGUGUGGGUUAACUGUGAGGCCAACGGCUCCAAAAUAGCGAGUGUCCAGUCCAGCCAAUCGAAUGACUCGGCCCCUGAUUGGUCAGCUCAGGGCAGGAGGCGGGGCAUGGGCGUGGCGCUGGCGUCCUGUCAGAGCGACGACGAGGAGGUGGGCCGUGAUGACGUCACCUGGACGCCGCGGCUGAUGAAGGCGCGCCAUCGCAGGAAGCCCCGAGCCAAGGCUCCACCCAAAGCCAGCGCGCCCGACGCCAAGAAGAAGUGCGUCAACGGCUUCAUCAUGUUCUGCCGCAUCAACAGGAAGCUCUACCUGCAGUCGCGGCCGGGGACCCCCUCCACCGUGGUGACCAAAGCGCUGGCCAACAUCUGGCACCACCUGCCCAAGCAGGAGCGCCGCAUCUACUGCCAGAAGGCGCGGCGCUACAGCUGCCAGGAGAACCGUAACGUGCGCGUGCAGCAGGAGGAGGAGGAGGAGGAGGAGGAGGGGGGCGAGGAGUGUGUGCCCAGUCCGCUGCACCUGCUGCUGGCCGACCGCCGCCUCUGUGCCGCCGCCCGAGGAGAGCCCUGACCACGCCCGCCCUCGCCAUGACAACACACACACACACCCCUGACCACGCCCGCCCUCGC
Messenger RNA from Sardina pilchardus (European sardine), 1603 nucleotides. RefSeq names its product meiosis initiator protein-like. The record is from RefSeq and is a predicted model, not a curated record. The transcript is spliced from 12 exons. The coding region runs from base 72 to 1544 and encodes 490 amino acids. Lineage: Eukaryota; Metazoa; Chordata; Actinopteri; Clupeiformes; Clupeidae.